AUGGAGGUAUGGGCAGUUUUGAUUGCUCUGCUGGUGGCUCUUCUGAUUCUGCACUACCUGAAACAGCUCUGGUCACGCAGGCAUUAUCCUCCAGGACCUCUCCAGCUUCCUCUCAUUGGAGCCAUAUGGAGGUUUGGAUUCAAGAUUGAUGAAAAUACUCUCAUUCAGCUGGGAAAGCAACAUGGAAAUAUUUACACCAUAUGGUUAGGACAUCUACCCAUUGUAGUACUGUCUGGAUUCCAAGCAGUGAAAGAAGCUCUCAUUGACCACUCUGAAGAAUUAGAUGAGCGACCAGAGACUCCUUUACUUAGGACUCUGAUAAAAGGAAAGGGUAUUGGAUUAUCAAAUGGUCACACCUGGAGGCAACAGAGACGCUUUGUUGUAGUCACUCUGCGGAAGCUGUGGCGGGGAAAGAAAGGCAUGGAGCAGCAAGUAGCAGAGGAGGCCCAUCAGCUCGUGGAGGUUUUUGCACGUUCAAAGGGACAGCCACUUGACCCCUCCAUGCCCAUCGCUACUUCAGUCUCCAACGUGAUAUGUGCUGUGGCUUUUGGGCACCAGUUUGCUCUUGAAGAUGAAAGGCUCCAGAAGCUGAGAGAAGCCAUAGAUUUUUCCCUACAAUUUGUAUGUAGCUUUGGUUAUGCUCUUUAUGAAAUGCUACCAUGGCUCAUGAAACAUCUCCCAGGGCCCCACAAGAAGGCUUUCUCCUGCGUGGAGAUGGUGCGUUCAUUUGCAAAGGAGGAGAUAAAGAAGCAUAAGGAGAAUCAGUCUGUGCAUGAGCCACAGGAUCUCAUUGAUUUCUAUCUACUUCAGAUGGAGAAAAGCAGGAAUGACCCAGAGUCCACCUAUGAUGAAGAAAACUUGGCCCAGUGCAUUUUUGACCUCUUUGUAGGAGGGUCGGACACAACUAGGAGUUCUCUGCAAUGGGCACUUCUCCUCCUGGCAAGUCAUCCAGAUAUCCAAGAUAAAAUGCACAAGGAAAUAGAAGAUGUCAUAGGUUCUGCUCACUCAAUCUGCUAUCAAGAUAAGAAGAAACUGCCCUACACCAAUGCUGUGAUUCAUGAGAUGCAGCGCUUUAAAUUUGCCACUUUUUUGGGGUUCCCUAGGCAAUGUACAAAGGAUUUCAAGCUGCGUGGUUUUCUCAUUCCCAAGGGGACUAUUAUUGUUCCCGAUCUACGCUCUGUUCUUCUUGAUCCAACACAAUGGGAGACACCUGCAGAGUUCAACCCAAAUCAUUUUUUGGACAAGGAUGGACAAUUCGUGAACAGAGAAGAAUAUCUGCCAUUUGGUGCAGGGUCUCGCAUUUGUUUGGGAAUGCAGAUGGCAAAGAUCGAAAUAUUCAUCUUCCUGACCAGCCUGCUGAGGGCAUUCAGUUUUCAGCUGCCAGAAGGAGUCAAAGAGCUCAAUCAAGAGGCUAUAAUAGGGACUACAGCACAUCCCCAUCCUUAUAAACUCUGUGCACUCUGGUCACGCAGGCAUUAUCCUCCAGGACUUCUCCAGCUUCCUCUCAUUGGAGCCACAUGGAGGUUUGGAUUCAAGAUUGAUGAAAAUACUCUCAUUCAGCUGGGAAAGCAACAUGGAAAUAUUUACACCAUAUGGUUUGGACAUCUACCCAUUGUAGUACUGUCUGGAUUCCAAGCAGUGAAAGAAGCGCUCAUUGACCACUCUGAAGAAUUAGACGAGCGACCAGAGACUCCUUUCCUUAGAACUCUGAUGAAAGGAAAGGGUAUUGCAUUAUCAAAUGGUCACACCUGGAGGCAACAGAGACGCUUUGUUGUAGUCAUUCUGCAGAAGCUGUGGCGGGAAAAGAAAGGCAUGGAGCAGCAAGUAGCAGAGGAGGCCCAUCAGCUCGUGGAGGCUUUUGCACGUUCAAAGGGACAGCCACUUGACCCCUCCUUGCCCAUCGCUACUUCAGUCUCCAACGUGAUAUGUGCUGUGGCUUUUGGACACCGGUUUGCUCUUGAAGAUGAACGGUUCCAGAAGCUGAUAGAAGCCAUAGAAUUUAUCCUACAAUUUAUAUGUAGCUUUGGUUAUGCUCUUUAUGAAAUGCUCCCAUGGCUCAUGAAACAUCUCCCAGGGCCCCACAAGAAGGCCUUGUCCUGCACAGAGAUGGUGCGUUCAUUUGCAAAGGAGGAGCUCAAGAAGCAUAAGGAGAAUCAGUCUCUGUAUGAGCCACAGGAUCUCAUUGAUUUCUAUCUAUUUCAGAUGGAGAAAAGCAGGAAUGACCCAGAGUCCACCUAUGAUGAAGAAAACUUGGCCCAGUGCAUUUUUGACCUCUUUGUAGGAGGGUCGGACACAACUACGUGUUCUCUGAAAUGGGCACUUCUCCUCCUGGCAAGUCAUCCAGAUAUCCAAGAUAAAAUGCACAAGGAAAUAGAAGAUGUCAUAGGUUCUGCUCACUCAAUCUGCUAUCAAGAUAAGAAGAAACUGCCCUACACCAAUGCUGUGAUUCAUGAAAUGCAGCGCUUUAAACCUGUUGGUGUUUUGGGGUUCCCUAGGCAAUGUACAAAGGAUUUCAAGCUGCGUGGUUUUCUCAUUCCCAAGGGGACUAUUAUUGUUCCCGAUCUGCGCUCUGUUCUUCUUGAUCCAACACAAUGGGAGACACCUGCAGAGUUCAACCCAAAUCAUUUUUUGGACAAGGAUGGACAAUUCGUGAACAGAGAAGAAUAUCUGCCAUUUGGUGCAGGGGCACGCAUUUGUUUGGGAAUGCAGCUGGCAAAGAUCGAAAUAUUCAUCUUCCUGACCAGCCUGCUGAGGGCAUUCAGUUUUCAGCUGCCAGAAGGAGUCGAAGAGCUCAAUCAAGAGGCUAUAAUAGGGAUUAUAGCACAUCCCCAUCCGUAUAAACUCUGUGCUGUUCCCCGUUGCAACACAUAA
Messenger RNA from Podarcis muralis (Common wall lizard), 2871 nucleotides. NCBI's taxonomy places the organism in Eukaryota, Metazoa, Chordata, Lepidosauria, Squamata, Lacertidae. The record is from RefSeq and is a predicted model, not a curated record.